Messenger RNA from Stegastes partitus (bicolor damselfish), 1771 nucleotides. RefSeq names its product integral membrane protein 2B. The transcript has 7 exons. Gene Ontology annotation, biological process: negative regulation of amyloid precursor protein biosynthetic process. Gene Ontology annotation, molecular function: amyloid-beta binding. Gene Ontology annotation, cellular component: extracellular exosome; Golgi apparatus; plasma membrane. Bases 107 to 931 code for a protein of 274 amino acids. The record is from RefSeq and is a predicted model, not a curated record. Lineage: Eukaryota; Metazoa; Chordata; Actinopteri; Pomacentridae.
UUCACUUCGGAGCAAAUUCUGUUUUUGUCCCCCUUCUGUUCUGUUCUUCGGACAUCUUUUUCGUCGUGUUUCUCGCCGCUCGGAGUUCGCCGGCGUUUGAUCCAGGAUGGUUAAAGUGUCUUUUAACUCGGCUUUGGCUCAGAAGGAUGUGAAGAAGGACGCCGAAACUCUUAUUCCCGAGGAGGACCAAGAUGUCGAGGCGGCUCUGCUGGUGCGCCAGCAGUCCCGGGCCUGGUGCUGGUGCAUGUGCCUGGGUCUCGCCCUCAUGCUGUCCGGAGUGGUGGUCGGAGGAGUGUACUUGUUCCGCUACUAUAUCCCGGAGGUGAGCAGCCAGGCCCGGCAUGGGUGGGAAGGCGAAGAGGAAGGCCAGGUGUUCGUCUGCGGGGUGAACUACCGCGAGGAGGACUUCAUGAUCCAGGAGGAGGACGAGGUGGAGGUGGAGCUGCCAAACGGGUUCCACCUGCGGCAGCUGGAGGAGCGGAUCCGGGUUCUGGAGAGGGAGCAGGUGGAGCUCAUCAACAUACCGGUGCCCGAGUUCGAAGACGGCGACCCAGCUGACAUCGUCCACGACUUCCAGCGGAGGCUGACCGCUUACCUGGAUCUGAGUCUGAACAAGUGCUACGUCAUCCCGCUCAACACCUCCAUCGUCAUGCCUCCCAGAGACUUCAUGGACCUGCUCGGCAACAUCAAGGCCGGCACCUACCUGCCCCAGUCCUACCUGAUCCAAGAGGAGAUGAUGGUGACCGAGCGCCUGGAGCACGUCGAGCAGCUCGGCUACUUCAUCAACAACCUCUGCCUGGGCAAAGAGACCUACAAGCUGCAGCGCAGAGACAGAAUUCUGGGUAUGCAGAAGCGUGAAGCUCUGAACUGCCACAAGAUCCGUCACUUCGAGAACAAGUUUGUGGUGGAAACUCUGAUCUGUGAGCCUUAAGGCGCCUCGUCGUCUCACAACUGCUCUUAAAGUCACUGGCGUGCAGUGAGAUUGUGUUUUUAAUCCUCACCUGUCUUUUUUUUUUUUUUUUUUUUUUUCCUUUCCUUCAGGUAGUUUGAGUGAGUGAGAGGAGUGAAAUGUGAAGCUGUUUGGUAAAUAUUCAUUGAUUGUGAAAAAAAAAAAAACAAACAAGCAAAAAAAAAAGAAAAAAGGCAAAGAGUCGUGUAUUUUUCCACUUUCUGUACGGGGGAACUUCUGGGAAUCUUUUCAGCAAAUAACUAGAUAAAAGUCAGCUGAGUAUCCAAUCGUAAAUUAUUUUAAUCAAAGUAACUGCAAGAGUAGCAUGGGCAUUUAUUUUAAUAGACGCAGGUAAAUGUACUGUUUGCCUAUCUGUCAGUUCAAAUAUAAGACUUUAAAGAAAAAGGGCAACUUUUGUACCACUCGUCCUGGUUUUUGAAACUCCUCAGUCCAGGGAGACUUUUUUUUUUUUUUGUAUUUUUGUCUGCUGUAGCUAUUAAUACACUGCGCCUGUUGUUUCUCAGCUGGAGAACGAUCUUAAAGUGAGAGCGUGGAGGUGUGCUUCUCUCCUUUAGCUUUAAAUAUAAAUAAAUAAAUGAAAUAAUAAAAAAUUAGGAAAAACAAAAGGAGCAUUUACAAUAAGAACAGAGAGAGCUCACACGAAAACGCACUUGUGUUAAAAUCUUUUUCUCGAGGGUUGUCUGUCCUUUUGUUGAAUGUGUAAUUUUUUUUUUGGAUAACUCUUCUUGUUGUACUAAUUUGUGUAUAUAAUCUCUUUAAAGAUAUGAAAAGACCAACACAAUUAAAAAAAAAACAAAAUCA